GUUAGCCCAAGCUCAUUUUGACCUAAUUUUACCAAAAAAAAAAACAAGAGACCAAUUUAUUGACCCAAAGUCCCAAACACCCAAUGGGCCACCUCUUGAACAUAAAUCUCCCAAAAUCACAAAAAACCUCAAACUUAACUAGUUAACUAACCCGAUUUCAGAAAUUAACAGCUCAUCACUUUAAUUUCAACUUCACUAUGCAAUUCGAUGCAGAUUCUUCUGCAUCAUCAACAACUGCAACCAACAUUCAAUCUCCACCCCCAAUUCAAUGGCCGCAAGACGGAACCCUAACCCUAGAAUGGGUCCUUAAUCUAAUGUCCUCUUUCGAUUGGUCUUCGCGUAAUCUCUCUCCUACUGAUCUUCCCUCCAUUCUUCCGGUCCCUGAUUUCGAUAAAUUAAUCCUUUGUGGCUCGAAGAUUCUUCACAAAGAGCCCAAUUGUGUGAGAAUUGACGAUAUUUCUUCCGAUUCUAGGGUUGUUGUUGUUGGGGAUGUUCAUGGGCAAUUGCAUGAUGUAAUUUUUUUGCUGAAUGAUGCUGGGUUACCUUCUGAUAAUCGGAUUUUUGUUUUUAAUGGCGAUUAUGUUGAUCGAGGUGCUUGGGGGUUUGAAACGUUUGUGUUGCUUUUGGCUUGGAAGAUUUAUUUGCCCAAUCGAGUAUAUCUUCUCCGUGGAAAUCAUGAGUCCAAAUAUUGCACCGGUGUUUAUGGUUUUGAAAAAGAAGUUAUGACCAAGUAUGGCAGUCAAGGGAAGCAUGUCUACCGCAAGUGUUUAGGUUGCUUUGAAGGACUUCCUUUGACAACUGUUAUAGCUGGUCAAGUUUAUACUGCUCAUGGAGGAAUUUUCAGGAGUGUAACUGCUCCUCCGUCCAAAAGAAAACAAGGCAAGAAAAGAAACCGAAAGAUUAGUAUCAAUUCUGAGGAAAACUCUGAUGACAAGUUGUCACUUGGCUCCUUUGAGGAAUUGUCUAAAGCUCGAAGAAUAGUUCUGGACCCUCCUUGGGAAGGUCCAAAUCUGAUACCCGGAGAUGUAUUGUGGUCUGAUCCUUCACCGAAACCUGGCCUUUCACCAAAUACGCAGAGAGGCAUUGGACUUUUAUGGGGUCCUGAUUGCACUGACAAUUUUUUGAAAAAGUUCAAUCUGAAGUUGAUUAUUAGAUCACAUGAAGGCCCGGAUGCAAGGGAAAAACGGCCAGAUCUUGCAGGAAUGGAUCAAGGCUACACAAUUGAUCAUGAUGUGGAGUCUGGAAAGGUUAUCACUCUGUUCAGUGCUCCAGACUACCCACAGUUCCAGGCAACAAAAGAGAGAUAUAGAAAUAGAGGAGCAUAUAUUAUGCUGGAGCCUCCUAAUUUUGAUACUCCGAUAUUCCACAGCUUUGAAGCUGUCUUGCCUAGACCAAAGGCUAAUCCUUAUUAUGACUUUGAGGAAGUGUUGGAUUCUGACGAAGAACUGGACUUAGCAUCUAUGGUGUCAUCCGCAUGAAGGAAUGCUUCCCCUUAAGAGCAUCACAUCUUUGGUAUGUAGAUUAAUUUACCUCUAUUUUUUGCAUUUUUUGUUGUAUAUAAGCAGCUGCAGUACAGCUGAUGUGCCCCAUUAAUCUAUUUGUAUCACUAGCCAAUAGGAAACCUUGGAGGAGUAUAUAAUUAUCGCUCACAUUUUGAAGUUUUUGACACUGAAGGUGUAUCACUAUAAUCUUUCUCUGUUUUCCGAUGCUUCAUUCUGUUAUA
Chenopodium quinoa (quinoa) is the source of this 1723-nucleotide messenger RNA. RefSeq names its product serine/threonine-protein phosphatase 7-like. The record is from RefSeq and is a predicted model, not a curated record. The coding region runs from base 198 to 1478 and encodes 426 amino acids. Gene Ontology annotation, molecular function: protein serine/threonine phosphatase activity. Gene Ontology annotation, cellular component: nucleus; cytosol. The transcript is spliced from 5 exons. Lineage: Eukaryota; Viridiplantae; Streptophyta; Magnoliopsida; Caryophyllales; Amaranthaceae.